Mya arenaria is the source of this 1479-nucleotide messenger RNA. RefSeq names its product C-type mannose receptor 2-like. NCBI's taxonomy places the organism in Eukaryota, Metazoa, Mollusca, Bivalvia, Myida, Myidae. The record is from RefSeq and is a predicted model, not a curated record. The coding region runs from base 49 to 1479 and encodes 476 amino acids. The transcript is spliced from 10 exons.
AAUACUUAUUUUCUACUAGUGACUCGCGUGUCAGCGGACUUUCCUUGCAUGUGUUGCCAGAUACCGAUGGAUGUAUACUCUGGGCCGUCGACAGAGGGAGUGGUAUUAGGAAGACUUUGUGACAAUGGGAUCGAUCUUGACUGCAAAUUAUUGGUGAAUGUAACGGUUAACCAAUGGGCAGCUAUUUUAUAUCAGCACCAGGUUGCAUAUAUUCAAGACCAGGCGGGUGUAAAGCAGAGGGACUGUUAUGCAAUUCCGAUGCUAGGCGAAAGAUUAACGACAGGUCUUACAAUACAAACAUCGGCAACAACUCCCGCCAGUAAACGUAAACUGACAACUGCAACCACUCCAAGCACAACAGCAACUUCCAUGACAUUACCAACGACAACAUUGCAGUCACUGACAACGACGAUAGAAAUGAAUUCUUCUACAGCCCAAAAUGCCUUAAAGUACGGCUGUACUACUGUUUACCCCCACUAUGGAUACACCGAGGCUGGAACACUGUUCACCAUUAACAACACGUGCUACGAAUUGAACGCUAAUCUACACACUUGGAGAACUGCAAAUAGCAUGUGCAACAGCAAAGGCGGUUCAUUGGCAUAUAUUGACGACAGAUUUGUGCAAGACACCAUGUUCAACGUUUUGAAGAGCAACUUAAAUAAUAAUGUUUGGAUCGGACUAAACAUUCUACAACAUGUAGGCGACUUUCAAUGGGCAUCAGGCGAAAAGUUGUCCUACACACUUUGGCACAGCGGCUAUGUCGGUUAUAACGACAGCGAGGACUGUGUUGUCAUGAUGGCGUCUACUCCGGAAGGUGCUUGGGAGGAUAAGCCCUGCGCACAAAUGCAUGGCUAUAUUUGCCAGUUUGGAGGUCACUCAAAAUACCAAACAACAUCAACAACACGACCUACCACAGGACUUACCGAUAUUCCGAUUGGCUCAGUGUUUAGCGAUGGUAGUACACGUUUGUGCUCUAGCAGUGUAAGAUCUUUUUCAAACCAAUACGGAACUGUGUUGGCCCAGUACGGCCACAGCUGCUACGAGUUACUUAACACCGAAGUAACAUGGACGUAUGCAGAGACGCUUUGCACCAAUGGAGGGGGACACUUAAUCCAAAUAAGUGGGCAGCUGGAAGAAACUUACAUCCAGCAAUUUCUCCUUCGUCAUGGUUCCCCUGAGGUCUGGAUUGGUCUAAAUGAUAGGCAAACUGAGGGGCACAUGCAGUGGUCUUCAAGUCAGAUAUUUGUUUCACAGUGUGAUGGUUUGCAAGAAGGCGAACCAGUAAACUACGAGCACUGUAUGCGAGGUCACAUGGACAACAUUGUUGGUAGAGAUCAUGAGGACGGUGUUGUCAUGUUUCCACAACGAGGCGGACACUGGGACGACGUGCCUUGUGAGCUGCAGAAUGGAAUUGUCGAGAAACAUGUUGGCAUUUGGGAAUACAGGAUACAGACUUCCGGAUCAAUCAUUGGGAAAUGA